Molecule: messenger RNA, 2271 nt
Organism: Ostrinia nubilalis (European corn borer)
Lineage: Eukaryota; Metazoa; Arthropoda; Insecta; Lepidoptera; Crambidae
Product: alpha-(1,3)-fucosyltransferase C-like
Exons: 2
Coding region: 76-1299 (407 amino acids)
Cellular component (GO): membrane
Molecular function (GO): fucosyltransferase activity
Source: RefSeq, a predicted model, not a curated record
CAGUUAUUUUUUAGUGAUGGACCGCCCGCGCAUACUCAUGCACGUUUAUGCGUCCCGAUAUAAAACGCAUUAAAAAUGCGCGCGCCGUUACUGGGAAAAACACUUUUCUGUGUUUCAAACGUGGCCGUGUUAGUUUUCGUGUUAUAUUCACUCACAGAUUUCACCAAAAUAUCCCUAACAAAGUACAACGACACCGUUAUAGCGUCUGUCAAUAAUAUAAAAGAUUCAAACUCUGAAAAUAGAACUGUGUUAAAGUAUAUACUGCAAUGGACUUCGCCUCGGAACGUGCCUUUCAACAGCAUGGGUGUCGGUCAAGAAGGAUUCAUAAGCAGGAACUGUUCUUACAAAAACUGUUUCGUCACAGGAGACAGAAAAUACCUCGGCGAUGUGACUAAAUUCGACGUAAUCGUAUUUGCCGGGCCAGAAGUCGUAACGCUUCCGAGUUUUUAUUUGCCUCAAAGCAGAGCGCAUCACCAAAAGUACGUUUUUGCGUCAAUAGAAUCAUCUGGCUACUACCCAGUUUGUUCAAAUAGAUUCGACGGGUUUUUCAAUUGGACGUGGACUUUCAGACUGGACUCUGACGUGCGAUGGGGUUACAUGCUUGUAAAAGAUGCGGAGAACAAUAUAAUUGGUCCAAACAAAAUUAUGCAUUGGAUGAAAUUGGAAGAUAUGAGUCCUGUGAGUGAGGAGUUUAAACAGAAGUUGAAGACUAAGAAGAAAGCAGCAGCGUGGUUUGUUUCGAAUUGCUUCGACAGAUCUGGCCGCUUCGAAUUUGCUGAAAAACUGAAAUAUAAACUGAAAUCGUACAAUCUUAUGCUUGAUGUAUACGGAAAAUGUGGACAACUGUCGUGCCCACCAUCAGAACAUGAGAAAUGUCUUAAAAUGCUUGAUGAAACGUACUAUUUCUACUUAUCUUUCGAGAAUUCGUUUAGUGAAGACUAUGCUACAGAGAAGUUACUAAUGGCACUACAAAACAAUGUUGUGCCUAUAGUCUACGGUGGAGCUAAUUAUACAAGAUUCAUGCCCUACGGGAUCUACCUGAAUGCUAAAGAGCUGGGCGUGACAGCUCUUGCAGCAAAGAUGGCUGAAAUCAUCAAGAACCCGGAACAGUACGCCAACUUCUUCAGGUGGAAGAACCACUACUCCUACCACAGCAAGCAUGAGAUUCCAGAAACGAAUGAGUAUUGUAAGAUGUGCGAGCUGUUAAAUAAUGAAGAAAAGUUGAAGAAGACUAGCAUUAUAAGUAAUUUUAAAGACUGGUGGGACAGCCCUAACAUGUGCAAUAGAUCUUUGUUUUAAGUAUUGCUUCAACCACACCAACGCGUGCAGAUCGCCAUUGCCAGUACGAUCACGGCGUGAUCAUAGGCCAAUGACAGGUCGCGCGGACUGUUCGUGGGUCGCGCGGAUUGUUCGUGGGUCGCGCGGACUGUUCGUGGGUCGCGCGACCUGUCAUUGGUCUAUGAUCGCGCCGAUGGCGAUCUGCACGCGUUGGUGUGGUUGAAGCUUAUAACAUAACUUUCAAUUAGGUAGUCGGCACCAUUUACUGCUUUUCUAAAAUAAUACUACAAUAAUUCUAGUCCUGAAAACCAAAUUACAUUUUCAAAGCUAGAUUUUUAGUUGCUUCAAAUUAAAUAAGUUGUUCCCCAAAUUGGUAAACAAGUGACGUCACAGUUUGUGCAUUGCCACGCGAAAUCUGUGGUAAAAUCACGUUUUGACCGUUUAAAAAGUAUCUCAAGGUGGCGUCAGAUAACCUAAUGUGUAGGUAUUUAUUAAUGUCUUUUGAUAUUAUUGCACAAUUAUAAUACAAAUUAUUUAGGUACACUUUUGUUAAGUAUUUAUGUGAUUUUGACUAGGUAUCAUUGUAAAUCAAUUAAUCCAUCAAUACUACAUUUGGGUUACAGUGUGGGUUCACAACUAAGUCUGAGUUGCACCAUCUUAAUACAUAAUAAUAUAACAAAUGUCAAAAAUCUGUCAAAAUAAAUCACCGGCUAUUUUUAAACUUACAGUUAAAGUAAUUUGGUAUAACUCAGCCUAAGUCAGGCGACAUGCAGAUUUAUGUCACCUUCGUUCCACUUGACUCUUUUCAACACACCAGGCAUUUGACUCUACUUAAUCAUAAGAGCUUUGUCGCUCCUUCAAAUUCCAUAGCAAUCUCGCUAACAUAAGUACCCAAAAUGUUGUGAGAACUAUAAAUUAUGAAUUGUUUCCUAUAAUAAUAAUAUUUGUGUCCUGAGAAUGGUUUCCUGUAAUAAAUAAAAAGUUGUCUUUUAA